This is a messenger RNA of Fusarium mangiferae, 348 nucleotides long. RefSeq lists its product as uncharacterized. The transcript is spliced from 4 exons. The coding region runs from base 1 to 348 and encodes 115 amino acids. The record is from RefSeq and is a predicted model, not a curated record. Lineage: Eukaryota; Fungi; Ascomycota; Sordariomycetes; Hypocreales; Nectriaceae.
AUGCAAAUUUCUCUCUUCACAGUAGCCAUCAUGGCCAUCAGCAGUGCUCGUGCUGCUACCCACAAAGCUGCUGCCUGUGUGUCCAACAGGAUGUCGUCUCCUGUAGGCGGAACCCCGUUCAGCCCAAGUUACAACUGGCAGACCACCUAUGAGGUUCUGGCCGAUGCUACCAAGUGUGCUUGCGAUAUGUACAAGCAGCGAAACACUGGUGGUGAGUGGUGGGACACAUGCACUGAUUGUACUUUUGAUGGAACGAUAUGUAACUCGGCCGACGGCCACAUAGGUGGCGAUGAGUUUACUUAUUACUGCGAAGACAAGUGUGGCGCUCAGGGUGCUGAGGCCGACUAA